GAACUGCGUCCAAGUUAGAAUUUGUUGAGAUAACAUGGAAUUGAUUUUGAAUCAUUUUAUUGUGGUAUAUAUUCAAAGAAGAUGACAUCAUUAUUUUACAGUGAACCCGAAUUUGUUAUUGCUUUACAUAAAUUGAUUAUAUUUGUUAACCCAAAUGAUUUGCAAAUAUUCAAAGAAAUUACUUUGCCCGACGAUCUCACAAAAUGCGGCGAGGGUAAAUUCGUAAUAUCUCAAACGGAGGACGAAGGUGAUGAGGAUUCGAAACAGCAACAACAAGGGAAUUUAAAUAAAGAAUCACCUAUAAUUCAACAUGUAAAAUUAUCAAACAAUUCACAAAUGUUAGCAGUUGCUACGUCUGGUCAAAAGGCUUUAUUGCUCUAUAAACUCAGGCCAGAACAUGGUAAGCUAAUGUGUAUACGGUCAUUGACCAGGGCAUGUAGUGGUUUGGUAUUCAGUAAAAAUGGAAAACGAUUAUUGGUUACGGACAAAACGGGUGAUUGCUAUGAGUAUGAUUGUGAGGAUAUGGAGGCUAAACCUAAACUUUUGUUGGGUCAUUUGAGCAUCGUGUACGAUGUGCUGUGGUCUGCCGAUGAAAAGUAUAUUAUUACUUGUGAUAGGGACGAUAAAAUUCGUGUUAGCCAUUAUCCUAACACGCAUGAUAUUCAUGGUUAUUGUUUGGGUCAUAAAGAAUUCGUUUCAGCUUUGGGUUUCUUGAACAACGAUAUAUUGAUUUCGGUUUCCGGAGAUAAAUCUCUAAGAUUAUGGGACUUCAAAGAAAGCAAAGAAUUGAAAAAAUUGGAUUUGCCCGCUCCUGGCUUAAAAUUUUCCUUGCGCCUUUUAGGAGCCGACAAGUACCAACUGGCAGUCUUACUUUACCAACCAAACAAGUGUGUGGCUUUAUACGAAAUACAUCGUUCCCAUGAAGAAUGGAAAUUCUCAGACUGUCAGCUAUCAAGUUUCCCUGAUAUAAUUGGCUUUAACUUAUGCUUUGCCGGCGAACGUCUCUAUGUAGCUGGGGCGGUAAAUCAGCGCUUAAGCCUACAGGUGGAUGCAAAUAGUCCCAGUGCUCCAAAAUAUUGGUUGCAAAUGGUCGAAGACCAAUUUAAGGAUUUCGAAUGGCAACCGGAAGAUAAAUCCAGUUGGUUCAAGAAGAAGUAUGACAAUGUUAGUGACUAUUUGGAGCGUAAACAACGCCGGAUUGAAGAAAAGAAAAAUUAAAAUACGUCUUAACAUAUUUUUUUUUUAAUAAAUGUAUUUAUUUAUAUUUAAGUAAUCCAAAAAUGUAAUUUUUAAAAAAAAAGGAAAUGAGAAAUUACACUGGCUUGUAAUCUAA
Molecule: messenger RNA, 1333 nt
Organism: Glossina fuscipes
Lineage: Eukaryota; Metazoa; Arthropoda; Insecta; Diptera; Glossinidae
Gene: wuho
Product: tRNA (guanine-N(7)-)-methyltransferase non-catalytic subunit wuho
Exons: 1
Coding region: 82-1218 (378 amino acids)
Biological process (GO): RNA (guanine-N7)-methylation
Cellular component (GO): tRNA methyltransferase complex; cytosol; nucleus
Molecular function (GO): tRNA (guanine(46)-N7)-methyltransferase activity; protein binding
Source: RefSeq, a predicted model, not a curated record